UUUGGACCUUGAUGCACCAGUUUAUCCCUUCUCAAAACUUCCCUCUUCUGCCAUGGCUCCUUGUGGCGCUCGGGCGCGGGGCCGCUCCCUGUGCUCAACUGCGCAAUGCGGGCACAGCACCAUGCGGUGCUUACCGCCAUGCUGCGGCGGGCACAGUGGCAAGAGGCUCUCCAGGUCCUGGGCCAGAUGUCCGAGGAUCAGAUCCGGCCCAACGUGGUGUCCUACAAUUGUGCCAGCAGCGCGUGUGCGAAGAAGAGCCGCUGGCAGCAGUCGUGGCAGCUGCUCAGAGAGAUGGAGACGAAAAAGGUUUGGCCAGAUGCCAAGAGCUUUGGCGCCUGUGCGAGCGCAGCCGAGAAGAGUCAUCGGUGGACGUUGGCCUUGCAACUGCUUAGGGAGCAGGAGCGGCUCCAAGUGCGGUUGGGACAGCACGUGGCCUCUGCGGUCAUCAGCAGCUGUGGGCAUGCUGGAAGGUGGCAACAUUCCGUAUUUGUUUUCCAUCAGCUGCAACGCACAGGUGUUACACCCAAUCGCCACGUCCUUUGCUCCGUGGUCACCGCCCUGGGCGCGGCGAAGCGCUGGCGCGCUGCGCUGGCCACGCUGGCGGCCGAACUGGGCGAGGAUGUCCACGCUCUCUUCAGCGCAGCAGUGGCAGCAAGCCCUGGAGCAGCUCCUUCGCCCGGAAGCGGCUUCUCCACGGGUCGUUCCCGCGCCUCUGGUCACCUCCUUCCUUCGUGGCAUGGGCUUGGCCUCCCAGUGGCUGUUGGCCCUGGUGAUCUUCCACCAGCUGCGUGUUCCGCUGCGGACGAGGCCAGACACGCCGACCAUGAACGCUGCCAUGGGCUGUGCGGCAGCUGGACAGGCUUGGAAAGUGGCCCUAGCCAUCCUGAAGGACAUGAAGAAGCAGGACUCCACGAAGCCCAAUGUGGCCAGCUUCAACGCUGCUGUCUUAGCAGCAGCCGUGGCCAGCCAAUGGCAGGUGGCCUUAGCCAUGCUGCCAGCCAUGCGAGAUCAUCAUCUUCAGCCCGACACUGUCACCUUCAAUACCUUGAUCCAUGCAUUAGAACGUGCCGGCGAAUGGCGCCGAUGCCUCCUAUUGCUGAACUGCAGCAUGGGACUGGAAGCCCGGAACACGGCCGCAAGUGCCUGCGGCAAGUCCACCGAAUGGCAGCGAUCCUUAGCCCUGCUGCCGGGCGGCGGGCCAACAGAGGUGAGCGUCAACGUUUGCAUGAACGCUUGCUUGCACGGCUCCAAGUGGGUGGCUCGUCCCUUCCCAGCUGCCAGCGGAACUCUUCAGUCUAGAGGCGAUGGCGUUGCAGCUCCCAGGCCGAAGCCUCUUCGCGCUUCACGAUCGUCUCGGCGCCCUCGAGCGCGGCGGGGCGUGGCGCGGCGCGGCGGCGGGCGCGGUCUCGUUGCGCCGAGCGGCGCGGACGGCGCUGCUGCGGGCGGAGAGGCUGGAAGGCCAGCCGAUGGUGACGGCCUUGCGAGGUCUACCUGCAUUGGGAGCGCAGGUGCAACCAUCCUGAAGCGGGGGAUGAUGCCAUGUUAAGGAGCUGCACCUGUUGCGGCGCCGCGAGCAUGCGCCGCUGCUGUCGGUGCUACACGAAGAACGCCCGCAGGCGACCACCUCCUACCUGAUGGCCGGAGACAGCAUUGGGUCCGCCUGGAUGGCGCGACAGCUGAUGGCAGAGCUGGGCGGUUUGCCGC
This is a messenger RNA of Durusdinium trenchii, 1704 nucleotides long. The record is from the annotation of a GenBank genome assembly. Lineage: Eukaryota; Dinophyceae; Suessiales; Symbiodiniaceae.